AUGCUAAACAUAGAACAACAAGCAAUUGUCAAAGACGUUGCCAUUAAAAAGAUGAAAAACAUGCAAAUGCCAUUGCAUUUAUUCCUCACUGGUGGAGCAGGAACUGGAAAGACAUUCACAGCAAAAGCCAUCUACCAAACACUUCUCCGCCUUUACAGUGCUUCCAUUGACAAUGAUCCAGACAAACCAAAAGGACUAAUCAUUGCAUAUACAGGAAAAGCAACAUUCAAUGUUGGUGGAACUACACUACAUUCAGCAUUUCACAUACCUUUUAACAAAUCAAACUUUGUACCGCUUAGCAAUGAGACUCUAGAUACAAUGUCAAAACACUUCAGCCAGUUACGCGUCCUGCUAAUUGAUGAAAUAUCUUUAGUUGGCUCAACAUUCCUCCGUUACGUAGACAAACGUUUACGUGAUAUAAUGCAAACACCCACAACACCCUUUGGUGGGUUGGACACAAUAUUUUGUGGUGACCUCUACCAAGUACUACCAGUACUUGACUCCAUUGUCUUUGAAAACAAACCAACUUCUACAGAAUUGCUGCCAUACAAUUUCUGGAUAGACAAUGUCAAGUGCUACCCACUAACAAAAACAAUGCAACAAAAAGACGAAACUUUCAUCUCUAUCUUAAACAAAAUGCGCGUUGCUGCACAAACAAGUGAUGUCAUUGACUAUCUUAAUCAACAUUGCUUAAAGGAACCACCAGUUGACCCAACACUACCUCACCUCUUCUAUAGACAAGCUGACGUAGACAAGCACAAUAAUAAAAUGCUAACAAAACUUCCAGGAGACACAAUUGUCCUCCAUGCAUUGGAUGAGCAAAAAACCAAUAUAGACACAAUUCGUUUGUAUGACCACACAACUACUUUGCCUCCCCAAAUUCACGUCAAACUAAAUAUACUAGUUGAAAUAUAUGCUGGCAAUUACAAUACUCAAGAUGACCUUGUCAAUGGAUUUGAUGGAAUCUUCAAAAUAUAUACAAAACACAAUGACAUUGACAUCAUUUGGAUUCAUUUCAAUGACUCAACAGUAGGAAUACAACGACGCAAAAAACUUGCACCCUAUUACAAUCCCACUAUUCAAACAAACUGGACUCCAAUACUCCGUAUAACUAAAGCAAUACAAAAACUAAAUAGACGACCACACACUACAAUAAGGAAACAGUUUCCCAUUCAAGUUUCAUGUGCACGUACUAUGCAUCGAUCACAAGGACUUACAAUGGAUGCUAUGGCAUUUGACCCCACUGGCAUUAAACAACAUGGCUUAGCAUACACAACAUUAUCACGAACUAAAACACUUGAUAAAUUAUCCCUGCUACACCCAUUGACUCCAACAAAUUUUAAAGUAAAAAAAAAAAGUGCACAUAGAAAUGUUGCGUCUACUUUCAACUGCACAAUGGAAUAUUGA
Molecule: messenger RNA, 1407 nt
Organism: Cryptomeria japonica (Japanese cedar)
Lineage: Eukaryota; Viridiplantae; Streptophyta; Pinopsida; Cupressales; Cupressaceae
Exons: 1
Coding region: 1-1407 (468 amino acids)
Biological process (GO): telomere maintenance; DNA repair
Molecular function (GO): DNA helicase activity
Source: RefSeq, a predicted model, not a curated record